Molecule: messenger RNA, 3518 nt
Organism: Closterium sp. NIES-67
Lineage: Eukaryota; Viridiplantae; Streptophyta; Zygnematophyceae; Desmidiales; Closteriaceae
Source: the annotation of a GenBank genome assembly
CGGACAGAGAAUUUGCUCCUACGUCUUUAUAUCUGACGGCUCUCCCGUGCAGCCUCAGGCCUCAUUGCUAGUUAUUACCAGGCGGGAUGCGAGGCAAGCAUGGCCAUGCUAUCGAGUACCCGCCUGUUGGCUCAAUCUAGCGACCAUCGCACUGAUGGUAGUCCCGCCUUCUCGGUUUCGCAUUACCGUCACCGUUUCGACACAUUCCUCCUCGUCCUGUCGUUGUCGCUGCUCGUUACCGCAUCUUUAGCGCAAAACACCGGCGAAUGCGCUGAAAUUAGAACCGAAAGCAGCGGCUCUGGUUCCCGUACUUGCGCUGCUAGUGCUGAGGCGCCAGCCGAAGGAUCCGAGGCCUAUUCCAAUCUGGAGACUUCUGAAAAUGGAACUGAUGCUUAUUCCGGUGAAUCCGCGGACGGUAGAGGGUAUAGAAAGAUCGGGAGCGUCGAGCAUGACGUGGCAGGGUCGGAGCGUGCCAUGGUGGAGGACAUGCUGACGUGGAUGGGACUGGAUUGGACGCGGGAUUCGGAGGGAUCUGAGUAUGGCAUUAUCGUUGGCGGUAGUAUCGAGGUGGACUUCUCCACUCGCAGUGUGCACGAAGCCACCACGGAUGACGUCACGCGUGACGUCACGGGCCAUGGCUCUUCAGGCAGUCCCGAGGGUGGCGCAGGCGCGUGGAAGCCAAACGACACCCGGGCGGAUAUCGGUUUCAAGGCAGCUCGCAGAUUAGCAGAGGGCGAGGUGCUGCUGAAGGUUCCACGAAGGUUCCACAUCGUGGCCAACUGGAUUGCGCUGAACGAGUCAGAGCGUCACCUGCUUCCGUACGACAUGCCUCUGCCAGUGCCGCACGGCUGGGACACAUAUACCGUCCUGGCAGCAUGGCUGUUGCGGGAGAGGGCCAAGGGGGCGCUCUCCCCCUGGUCGCGCUUCCUGCGCUCCCUGCCUGCCUACGUGCCGCUGCCCGCCCUCUUUCCAUCUGGCCUCAUAGAGGAGUUUGAGUACCAACCCAUAGUGGACCAGGCCACUCGCCUCAAGCAGGCAUACACCGACCUGUACGAUCGCUGCAGCCCUGCUGCCAUCGCGAACGCGUCGCGCUCCGAGUUCUAUUGGGCGCUCGCUAUAGUCACAUCGCGUUGCUUCACCUACUCCCCCGCCAUGCCUGACAGCGAGAGUGGGGUUUCCAGUGGAGACUCUGCUGGUGGGGCAGAGCAGCGGGAGAGUGGAACCGAGGGGGGAUUAGAUGGAGCAGCAGCAACAGCAGCAGUUGCAGAAGAGGAAGCUGUUGCAGGAGGGGAAGCCGAGACUGGUCGAGUUGACAGCAGCAGCAGCCGCAGCAGCAGAGGGGAGGAGUGGUUUGCCACGUCAGCAGCCAUGCUUCCGUUCGCUGACCUGUUUAACCAUGAUAGUUACCCCAACCUGGGGUGGGAGCUCUCUGGCGACUGGUUCGUCUUCACAACCUAUCAGGCCAUCGAGCGGGGCGAGCCCCUGAGCAUAUCGUACGGCGCCAAGCCGACAAUCGAUGUGGUCCUGGAGUAUGGCUUCGUGCCGUCCUACAACCCCUAUGACAGUGUUAUGAUGUUCCCAAGCCCCGCCCAGCUGGUGGCCUUCGCAGUGCAACAGACCAUUCCCUCACCGCCACGCCCUGCUGCUGCUCCCCCCUCUGUUAGCGCAGCAGAGGUAGUAGCAGGAGAGGGGAAGAGAGAAGGAGGAGGGGAGAGAGAAGGGAGGAGGGAUGCACAGGAGGAGAAACAGCAGGCAUCUCCAUCAGGGGGGUACCACCAGGGGCGGGCAGGCGGGGAGGGGAGUGGUGCACUGAGGGUUGCAGCACGGGUGAGAGAUGUGGUUGUGAGGUUGAGAGAGGAAAGGAGGGUGGGCGGGUAUGAGGGGACGAGCAUUGAGGCAGCACUUGCGGCUGGGGAUCAGGGGGAAGGGGAGGGGGAGGCGCAGGCGGGAGCUCAGCUGGAGCAUCAGGGGGAGGAGCUGGGGGAUGGGCAGGAAGGGGGGGCGGAAGAGGUGCAGGGGAGAGUGGUGAUGGAAGAGGUGGCGAGUGAGGGGAGUGUGGAGUUUAAGGGAGAGGGAGGAGAGGAGUAUGGCACGGGAGGGGAUGGCACGGGAGGGGAUGGCAGGGGAGGGGGGUGGUGGGAGGACAUGGCGAAUGAGGAGGACGAGAGCGCCAAGCAGCAGCUGGUGGUGUGGGCAGGAGGGCAUGGCAGCCCUGAGAUGCUGGCCAUGGCGGCUGCGGUGUGGCAGUGGGAGGUCACUGGGCGAGAGUUGGAUCCAGAGCGGUUAGCAAAGGCGGCCAUGCAACUGAGUGAGCCCAUCUUGGAUAUAGGCACUCCCAUUGCUGCUGCUUCUGAUGAUGCUGAUUCCGCUGACGCUGGUGAUGCUGGUUCUGACGCUGGGGAGACAGAGGGAGCAGAGGCAGAAUCAGACAUUGCUGAGGGAGAGGCAGCGGAUGCUGCAACAACUUCAGCUGAUGACGUAGCAGCGCCGGAUGACCUGACAGCGGAGGCAGCUGCCACGUGGCAGGCGCUAGCCCUGUCCACAUCAGCGGACAUCUCAGCAGCCCUGUCAGCAGCAGCGUGCAUCCUGCAGCAGCGGGUGAGACGAAUGGUCGGUGUGGGACUCAGUGAGGACGAAAAGAAGGCAGCGGGGUCUUUCUCAACGGACUACUAUGAGGAUGAGGACAGGCUCAGGGGGCUAGUGGCGUGUCGAGGCGGGCGGUACAGGAGCGCUGCUGAGAUCAUUGCUGAGAGCAACGGGGUAAGGAGCAGCGAGGGUCAAGGGCAGGGAGAGGGACAAGGGGAGGGGCGAGGGGAGGGGCAGGAGGCGCAGGGUGUGGAGCAGGUGGGGUUUCCUCCUGCAGCGGUGAAGGAUGGGUCGCUGUGUUCAAUUGAAGUGAUGCGGUGGGUGCAUGAGCGUGAGAUGGUGCUGCGGUUUCGCAUGGUGAAGAAAUCCAUUCUGGGUGAGGCGGAUACCAGGAUGAGCGUGUGGUGUGGAAAGGGACAUGCCGUUGCCAGCCAAUGACAGGAUACUCACAUGCAGCAGUGAUAGCAUGCUACCAUGGAGCGGUGGGUGCAUGAGCGCGAGAUGGUGCUGCGGUUCCCCAUUCUGGGUUAGGCGGAUACCACGAUGGGCGUGUGGUGUUGCACUGGCCGCAAGGGGCAUGUGAGCCAAUGAUGCUGUUGGGAAGGAAUUAAUAAAAAACGAAGGAACAUGCUAUGGUGUUGGAGAGAGGGAUGCACCAGCUUAUUGUUGUGAUAUAAUUCGUACUUAGCAUUUAUGUAAGUCGAUUAUAGAUAGUGUCGAAUCCUACUGUAGAAGAGUCUAUAGGAUGACGUCAGCAAAUAGCGCUCGUCAUGAGGACAGUCGUUUCAGUCACUCGAACAGUCGCAUCUCAUCAUUAUCAUUUAGGGCGCAUGGCACGAUAGUGACGAACAGGUACAUUAGCGAACAGGUACUUUCCUAGAACUAAAAAACAUUGUUAUGCUUUUUUCAUAUUAACUUUGAUUACCCCACAA